Aureococcus anophagefferens is the source of this 507-nucleotide messenger RNA. Its product is annotated as expressed protein. The record is from RefSeq and is a predicted model, not a curated record. Lineage: Eukaryota; Pelagophyceae; Pelagomonadales; Pelagomonadaceae. The transcript has a single exon. The annotation marks the transcript as partial.
GCGCUCAACGAGCCCGUCCGCGCGCGGCGCCGCGUCACGCUCAAGCUCGGCGUCGGCGCGGUGCUCCUCUGCGCGACGUGGGGCGUCCUCGGCGCGACGCGGGCCUUGUUCGGCCGCCUCGAGGGCGCGGGGGACCCCCAGUACGACGACCCGGGCCACCACCACGUCUACGCGGCGACGGACGGCGCGCUCGCAUGCUGCACGGCCUGCUACUGCGCGGCGUACGCGUACCUCUACGCGCGCUGCGCGAAGAAGCUCCACCUCGCGCCGGCCCACGACCUGCUCUCCAUCUGGCUCCUCCACGCCUUCGUCGUGUCGGCCUUCGUCGGCGCCUUCGUCGGCGGCUACGACACGGUCCACACGAAGCCGCUCGCCUUCGCGGCGUUCCUCUCCGCGCCGACCUUCGCGGUCUGGUGCCUCGCGUUCCUCAACGCCAAGAGCGGAUUUCGCAAGGACGACGAUGGUGUUGAUGGGGGGAUGGAGAACGACAUGAACGCGAUGCUCUAG